Molecule: messenger RNA, 2190 nt
Organism: Thunnus maccoyii (southern bluefin tuna)
Lineage: Eukaryota; Metazoa; Chordata; Actinopteri; Scombriformes; Scombridae
Product: cytochrome P450 26B1-like
Exons: 11
Coding region: 246-1532 (428 amino acids)
Biological process (GO): sterol metabolic process
Molecular function (GO): heme binding; oxidoreductase activity, acting on paired donors, with incorporation or reduction of molecular oxygen; monooxygenase activity
Source: RefSeq, a predicted model, not a curated record
UCUCCGGUGCAGCUGGGUACUUUCGGUUACCUCAGAGAAAACCGUGACAACAAUGAGAUAGCAGUAAUUUGAUACACAGGUCGCCUCUGCAAAGCCAAUCGUGUUAAAAGGGAUUAACAGGCGAUGACAGCUGGAUUUACUGUGAAGCUGAACCGAGUCUUAAUUGCGUUUAGUUGCCGCUGUUUGAGCAAGGAGCCGUGUCACCAUACGCUAAUUUUGGACGAAAAAUUGAGUCUCUGACCUCAAUGUCUAAACUACUGGGAAAUGCAGGUGUGUCGCUGCUUGGGGACAAAUCGCUGGAAUUCUACCAGGACCCGGUGAGCUUCUGCCGGCAGAGGAUCGAGAAACACCGGAGCAGAGUGUUUCAGAGCCGUCUGCUCAACAGACCGACCGCCUUCAUCUGCUCCGUGCAGGGCAUGAGAGAGCUGCUGUGUGAGAAGUCCAACUUGUUUCUGAAAGAUCCGACUGAUUUGAUGACCAACAUGUACGGUGAUACUGUUGUAACCACUAAUGGUGAGGAGGCAUGUCUUCUCCGUCUGUCUCUCACCAGCCUGUUUACAGGAAGUUGUUUACAAUCAUCAAGUGAAUAUAUCACCAGUGUAUGUGAGCGCUGUCUGAAGGACCUCUCUCUCAGUGGCCAGCCAGAGUGUGUGUACACUGUGUUUAAGCGGCUGGGGACGGAGUUGGUGUUGGGCCUUUUUCUGAAUGUACGAGCGGAAGAGCAGCCUGAGCUUUUCCAGGAAAUCACACAACUUUGCACCCAGCACUGGCAUGGUCUGAUCUCUGCUCCGGUGAAUGUGAAGGUUCCACUGUGGUCGUCAGGUUUCUCCACCGCUCUGGAGGCCAGAGACAAACUGAUGGAAAUCAUCAAAGACAAACUUAAAAAUGACACACAGGGUUUUGUCGGCUCUCUCGGGUCUUUGCCACUGCCCGACUCCAGUGCUGCCUCUCAGCAUCUCCUGCUGUUCAUCUCAGCCCUGAUCCCCAAAGCUCUGGCAUCUCUGCUCACCUCGUUCACACUGGCACUCAGUGGAAACGAACAGGAGGAGACCCGUCGGCGAGCUUUGACGGACGCUGGUUACCUGCAUGGAGUGCUGCUGGAAGUUCAGAGACUCUGGCCUCCUUUCAUUGGUGGACGCAGAAUAGCUGAUCAGGACUCCACCCUCGCAGGGUUUCAUGUCCCAAAGGGUCAUGGUGCAAUGUAUAUCAGCCACUCCGUCCACCGUGACCCGGACGUGUUCCAGCAGCCGGACAGCUUCCUGCCGGAGAGAUGGAGCGGAAGGAAUGCAGGCCAGGAGCACUUCCUUUGUUCCUUAGGCAGUGGGCCCAGGAGCUGCAUCGGACUUAAACUUACAGACGUCUUCGUCAAGGAGGCGUGCGUGUACCUGUUAAAGCACUACGACUGGUGUUUGGAGCCUCCAUCGCAGGAUCUUGAGUACAAAUGGCUGCCUGUGUCUCGCCCCGCCAUCCCCCCCACCAUCUCCUUCACCCAACUGGAUCCGACCAGAUCUGACAGUAGCAGCUCUAGAUAGGAAAGCACAGUACAUUUAGUGAUGUACAACAUUUUCUUAUAAAACCAUACGAGCACUAGAAACUAAGGAUGGGAAGAAUCACCGACUCGCAUCGGUGCACCAACAUAAAUGUUCACGAUGCAAUUGCCCUGAUUAAAAAAGUUUGCACCUGAUACAAUUUGGUAUUAAGUCACGAUGCAUUGUUUCUAAUAUCUUUGCAUCAGUAAAAUCCGAUUUAUACAUAUAGAUAUAUAUAAUCACUAGUACAGUGUAGAGGCGUCAUGCUUUUAUUAUUUAGAAAUGUGACCAAUAAUUUAACAUUUAGAUUGAUUCUUCAUCUCUAAACUGUUUCUCAAGCAGACUGGCAUGCCACAGCUCUGGAUUUAAUGUUCCACACGAUGGAGUAAAUGGCUCAUUACACUAUUUUGACAGUAAUUGUUUGGGUCAUAUGCAUGUAAACAGGAGACAGAGAAUACAACACUAUGAAGGACUUGUGAAAAGGCCUGUUUGUGAAACGUCCAAGUGUUUUUUUUAAAGGUCAAAAAGAAACAGCAGAAAUGAGACGCGUACUGAGUUGCAGUACUAGAGAAACAAAUAUGUGAAGUAAAAAUGGCACUUUUUUUAGUUAAUUUAUGAUUUGCUAUAUGCUUAAUAAAUAAAAUAAACUCUCGGUACCAUA